AUGACAAAAAAUUACUGUGGAUAGUGUGUCGAUUCUGACAAUAUUGAUCACAACCCUAAUUAAGGAAAGUAUAUCUGUAGACAUGGUAAAGAUUGGUACUAAUAUGAAGAGGAUUAGAGAUAAAAUAAGAAAGCAGAGAAUGAGUGUAGGACUAUUGAGAAAAUUAGAGAAAGGAUGAAAGAUGAAAGGAAGAAAGAUAAAAUACGAAUUCAGCGAAUUCGAGAUGAACAUAGAGCUUAAAAGGAAAGAGAAAAUAGAGAGAAAGAAGCAAGGUAAAAUGAACUAAAAACUUAAGCUGAGCACAACAUAAGAGAAUUUUUACUUUAGCAUCCCUAAUGUGCUUCUGUCGAUAUAAAUACUGAAGUGUUGCCUUAAGCUGUUCUUGUCGGAAUAGCUGCAGGAGUAGGGAAAGAGAUUGCAGCAAUAUUAAUUGCUAAUCCUUAAGUGCUUUUAGGAGCAGUGCUAUUUACCGGUAUUGUUGUUGGGUUCGGAUUUUUCUUGAAUUGGCUUAAUGGAAUCUUACCUCCAAAGAAGUAGAGUGAUGGAGUGCCUGUAUGGCUUUAACAUUAGAUACCUUGA
Messenger RNA from Stylonychia lemnae, 579 nucleotides. NCBI's taxonomy places the organism in Eukaryota, Ciliophora, Spirotrichea, Sporadotrichida, Oxytrichidae. The record is from the annotation of a GenBank genome assembly.